AUGACUUUCAACAUGAUUCAAAACUUUGCUCAACAAGAGCCCGUCUACGAGUCCAUCCCGGGCACUCCAUACACGCCCGCAACCUCUUUGGGAUACAGCAGCGAUGGCGAUGAAAAGGGAUACUACCGCAAAGGCCAUGCUCAGGGCAACGCCAUUCAGUUGCCCACGCUUUCGCGAUUCUUGGCCGACUUCACCCUGGGUUUUGCAGAUGGCUUGACGGUGCCAUUUGCUCUGACUGCAGGUCUUUCUUCCUUGGGUCAAACCAACACGGUCAUUCUGGCGGGAAUGGCAGAAAUUGCUGCAGGCAGCAUCAGCAUGGGAAUUGGAGGUUAUCUAUCGGCCCGCGGCGAUAUUGCCGCGGCGGCAGCCUCGAAAAAGGACACACAAAACAAGCUCGGCGACCACGCACAUUUCGAUCAAGAAAAGGCGGCCGAGAGAAGAACGACUACUAUUCUAGAGGAGCAUCUCGGUCCCCUGCGUCUGCCGCAACACCUGUACGAUGCCGUGAGGGCUCACGUCAAUGCGCAGCCCGGCGUCGCUGCUGCUAUUCUCGAACAGCGACAGAGCCUGCAGGAUGCCAAUGAUUCCGAUGGCGACGACGAACUCUGCUCUCCAGUCUGGAAUGGUCUAUCCGUGGCCAUGGGUUAUCUCCUCGGCGGUCUUUUGCCACUCUUUCCCUACUUUUUCGUGGCCGAAGUUUGCGCUGGCCUCAAGUGGAGUUUUGGCGUCUGCGUCUUGGCCUUGUUCAUCUUUGGCUUUACCAAACACUACCUCUUGCAGGAAGAGGUUGAAGACAAGCACUGGAGUCGUGCCUGGGACUACCAAGUCCGAAGAUUGAACAGAAUCAAGGAGAGUGUGUGGGAAGGUUUGCAAAUGGUGGUACUUGGAAGCAUUGCUGCUUUUGCUGCUCUUUUAUGUGUCAAGGCUUCUGAAUCAAUCGUCUCGUGA
Messenger RNA from Pestalotiopsis fici W106-1, 948 nucleotides. RefSeq lists its product as uncharacterized. The transcript has a single exon. Gene Ontology annotation, biological process: intracellular manganese ion homeostasis. The record is from RefSeq and is a predicted model, not a curated record. Gene Ontology annotation, molecular function: manganese ion transmembrane transporter activity; iron ion transmembrane transporter activity. Lineage: Eukaryota; Fungi; Ascomycota; Sordariomycetes; Amphisphaeriales; Sporocadaceae. Gene Ontology annotation, cellular component: fungal-type vacuole membrane. Bases 1 to 948 code for a protein of 315 amino acids.